AUGGAUGCUGACACGGGGCGCCGACGGCUCCCCAGGCCGCGCCUACGAGGCGCCACAUGGAGAGAAGCCUUAUCCCGGAAGCAAAGCCGCCUCGUGGCUGAGUUUCUCCGGAGAAACUCUUCCUCGAAGCAGGCUGAUGCUCGAGGAGAGACCGCGUCUCGGGAUCCGAACAUAGAGGUUGGGAUUCAAGCAAAUCUUUCACAUGAUUUGCUCUACCAGAUUUUCAUGUUGCUCCCUGCUGAAUCCCUCUUUAGGCUGCAGUUUGUGUGCAAGCAGUGGUUUGGUCUGAUCAAUAGCUCGAUUUUUGUGUCGAGUCAUGCUCAGAAGUCGGAGACGGUCUUGAUAUCUCAGCAGAUGGCCUUUUGGCCUAGAGGGUGUGUGGGGAUGCCAAAGGCCUACUUCCAUUUCUUGAGUUUGGAUGGUUUGAGGAGUAGUUUUGUGGAGUCGAGUGUGGAUGAUUUAGGUAGCGUUCGAGCAAGCUAUGAUGGCUUGAUUCUCGGAUUUAAUUCGAGGAGGAAGAGAUUGUUGCUUAUGAAUCCUGUAACCGGGAAGUAUGUUGGUCUUCCAUUAGGUGUUUCAUGUCAUCAUUUAUGUGAAUCAUUUGGUAUAGCCUUUUGUAGUGAGGCGAAAACGUACAAAGUCGUGCACUUGUUCCGUGAGGUGUUGGGGGGUGUUGGUUGUGAGAUCUUGAGCGUUGAAACGAGGAAAUGGAGGAGAAUCGAGGAGCCACUUGAAUUGGUUCGGACUAGGCAAAAUCCGGUGUCUGUGGGGGGAUCACUGCACUGGCUAGGAGCUAGGCGGACACGUGAUUGCUUCAUUUCCUUGGACGUGUGUGAUGAGAAGUUUGUCACUAAGCAAUUGCCCGUGAAGAGGGCGUGGGGAGAUAGACUGGUUGAGAUCGCGGGGGGUCUUGGAUUUGUGAGCCGUGUAGAGGUUAAUGCGUUGGAAGUGUGGAUUCUGAGUGAUUUGGGAGGGGAAUGUUGGAUCAAGAAGUGUAGGAUCGAUUUGAGGGUAGAUUUUGUCCAAUACUGCGUCCCGGUUUGUAGCCGGAGAGACGGGAAGGAGAUGGUGCUUGAGUGCGUGAAAGGUCGCUUGUGUGUUUACGACUUUGGUAGGGAAGAAAUGAGGCUCGUGAGUUCGAGUUCGGGAUCAUCGGAUGGUGGUGAUGGUGAGGAGCCAUGGCUUGGAAAGAUAAAUAGGCUUUAUUUACCUCAUUGGAAUACGCUUGUAUCAUGUGGUGAUCAAAGUGUGAUCACAUAA
Messenger RNA from Salvia hispanica, 1260 nucleotides. RefSeq names its product putative F-box protein At1g30920. NCBI's taxonomy places the organism in Eukaryota, Viridiplantae, Streptophyta, Magnoliopsida, Lamiales, Lamiaceae. Gene Ontology annotation, molecular function: protein binding. The record is from RefSeq and is a predicted model, not a curated record.